This is a messenger RNA of Spinacia oleracea (spinach), 1946 nucleotides long. Its product is annotated as GDP-mannose transporter GONST3. The record is from RefSeq and is a predicted model, not a curated record. Bases 275 to 1402 code for a protein of 375 amino acids. Lineage: Eukaryota; Viridiplantae; Streptophyta; Magnoliopsida; Caryophyllales; Amaranthaceae. The transcript has 2 exons.
AAAAUAAAAUAAAAUAAAAUAAAUCACUAUCACGUGCUCUUCUUCUCUACCGGUUGUCACUCCUCUGAGUCCUCUCCUCCUUUAAUUGUUCAUACUGGACCUCGAAUCCCUCACACACCAGAUCGCAGUUUGAGUUUCAAAAAUUAGGUCAAAUUCGCAAAAGAAGUCCUCUUUCUGCAUUUGAAAAUUACAGCAAUAAAUCGAAAAGCUCGCAAGUUGUGGUGAAUCAGUUCCUUCUAAAUUGUCGGCUACCAGUAGCAGCAAGCUUUCCGAGAUGUCUGGUGACGUCGAGAAUCCGAAAUCUAGUGAAGUGAAUAAAAAUGCAGAUGCAAAUGGAUCAUCUGUGUCUGAAGUUCAAGUGACAUGGUACAGUAUCUUGCGUCAGCAAGUAUCUGUCUAUGGAGUAGCUGCUGGGUAUUGUCUUUCAGCAUCUUUACUCUCGAUCAUUAAUAAAUGGGCUGUUAUGAAGUUUCCAUAUCCUGGUGCACUCACAGCGCUGCAGUAUUUCACCAGUGCUGCCGGUGUUUUAGUUUGUGGGUGGCUAAAGUGUGUAGAGCAUGACCGUCUUGACCUUAUGACCAUGUGGCGGUUCCUUCCGGCUGCGAUUAUCUUCUAUCUCUCUCUUUUCACCAAUAGUGAGCUCCUCCUCCAUGCCAAUGUAGACACUUUCAUUGUCUUUCGUUCUGUAGUCCCCAUUUUUGUUGCCAUUGGAGAGACACUCUUUCUGCACCAGCCAUGGCCAGCACUAAAAACUUGGGCCUCACUUGCCACUAUCUUCGGUGGAAGUGUCAUUUACGUGAUGACAGAUUAUCAAUUCACAGUGAUGGCUUAUAGCUGGGCAUUAGCUUACCUUGUUAGCAUGUCCAUUGAUUUUGUAUAUAUAAAACAUGUGGUUAUGACCAUUGGUUUGAACACAUGGGGCCUUGUGUUGUACAAUAAUCUUGAGGCUCUCCUACUCUUUCCAUUAGAGCUGUUUGUUAUGGGCGAGCUGAAGAAGAUAAAGCAUGAGAUUUCUGAUGAGUCAGAUUGGCAUUCGUUUAGCGUUAUCCUUCCGGUGGGAUUAUCUUGCUUGUUUGGACUUUCAAUCUCAUUUUUUGGGUUUUCUUGCCGAAAAGCCAUAUCUGCCACAGGCUUUACAGUUCUUGGAAUAGUGAACAAGUUACUAACAGUUGUUAUCAACCUUAUCAUCUGGGAUAAACAUUCAACUGUUGUGGGGACAAUUGGUCUUCUUGUAUGUAUGUUGGGUGGUGUUAUGUAUCAGCAAUCUACAAGCAAUAAACCCAAGCCUAUGAAAGCUGCAGAACCACAAGAAACCCAAGAGGAAGAACAGAAACUGUUGGAAUUGCAAAGCAAAAAUGAAGAAAAUUUGGAGCCUAACUCUGAACUAAGACUAGGGAAAUAAAUUGGAUUCUGAGGGUAUUUUCUGCUGUUCUGUUACCAGAGGACUAAUUCUCUUUGCUGCCUUGUGCCGUAUUCGAAACAUGGCUGGAAAUUUUGGGUGCAUUGUCAGGUAAACUGCAAGGCCACUGGUAUUUUCUCUUUUAUCAGAUACUAGUGCCGACUAGUGUGAAUUCUUGUGGUGGUUUGCAGGGCUUAUAAUGUGCUGGCUCAACUACCAGAUAAAAGACACACAUUUAUACCUGAGUAUUCAUGAUUUACAUGUCUAGUUCCUUUCCUAUACUAACUGUCCAACAGCAAUUCAAAAUUAUGCUGUUAUUUCUUUGCCACUUUUUGUUAUAUAAGAGAUUUGUGACUACAAGUUGAACUCCUAUUUUUUGUUAUUGGAGGUGAUAUUGUGUACUAUUGUAGUGGUUUGCAUAGUUAUAUUGUGCUGGUUCAACUACCAGAUAAAAGAUAUACAUUUGUGCCUGAUUAUUCAGGCUUUACAUGUGUAUUCCCGAAGCUACAUAACUGUUCAACAGCAAUUUAAGAUGAUCUUUUUGUUU